Anopheles coustani is the source of this 3044-nucleotide messenger RNA. RefSeq lists its product as uncharacterized. Gene Ontology annotation, biological process: positive regulation of MAPK cascade. Gene Ontology annotation, molecular function: protein binding; transmembrane receptor protein tyrosine kinase activator activity. The transcript is spliced from 3 exons. The coding region runs from base 224 to 1402 and encodes 392 amino acids. Lineage: Eukaryota; Metazoa; Arthropoda; Insecta; Diptera; Culicidae. Gene Ontology annotation, cellular component: terminal bouton. The record is from RefSeq and is a predicted model, not a curated record.
UUUGGGCUUCUGGAGUCCGGAGUUCGCCCACGCGCAGAUACACGCCAGAGGUCCGCAGAAGUCCCAGAGGGAGCGUCAAAGCGAUUUGCCCGACAGCGCGCGCGUGUGUGCGAGUGUAAGUCGGUGUGUGCUCGUGUGUGUGUGUGUGUGUGUAGUACGGGUUGCGUGCGUACGUUCGUUGGUGCGUGCGUGCGUGCGUGCGUGCGAGUGGCAGAGGUGAAAAAUGAUGCGAGAAAUUCUACCGAUCCUGGCGUACAUGAGCGUGCUCUCGAGUACGUACUCGCUGCAUAUGGCACGCGAUGCCUACAUCAAGCCACCGCCCCCGCCGCCGCCCGCACAGCUCCUGGACGACCUGGACGACAUGUCGGAGCUGCUGGCCGCCGAGAACAGCGUCGACCUGAUGCGACCCGGGGCGGGCGGUGGCGUGCGCGCCAUGAUGGGUUCGGUCCACCAGAAGCUGGGCGCUCAUCUGGCGCACGGAGGAGGAGGAGGAGGCACAGCAGGUGGCAGCAGUAGCGGUAGCAACGGCAUCGGAGGCAACGCCGUCCUGACCUCCGCCGACAGCGUCCGAGAGGGGAUGCUCCGUCACUCCGGAGGCGGUGGAGUCGAAGCGGCGGGCAUCAUCCACGGAAUGACAAGCAAUGAGCUGCCAGAGCUGAGUCCUCCGCCGGCGCACCUGUCGUCGGCGGGGAUGCGCCACGGUCCGAUCGGUCCCCUCGUCGGCCAGCCGCCCCGGGGUCUUCAGGAGCUAUUCGGGGUCCAAACCAACUUCGACAUCCGCGCGGCGCAGCAGCAACUCUCGCGUGAAGGUGCCCACGUCAGUGCGCCCUCGUACGGCAUCGCCAGCCAAUCGGCCGCCUCCGGCAGCGGCACGUCCAGUGGCGGCUCAUCCAGCAUGGACGACCGGGACGACGACGACAACGGGGGCGAGGUGGACGACGGCCUGAGUGGCGCCGCGGGAGACGGCAGCCAGCAGCAACAGCAGCAGCAGCAGCAGCAGCAGCGGUCGGCGACGAGCAGCAAGCGCGCGUCACCUACCGGCGCCCGCAACAAGAUGAUGGCCGACUCGGCGCAGGACUCCGGCGCCGGCAGCAGUCUGCCCUCGAUCCCACACGGCAUCGCCAACCAGCUGAUGCUGCGCAGUACCCGCGGCCAGCGGCAGUACGACGUUCCACAGAUCGAGUGUCCACCGGCCAUGGAUGGGAUGGAGCGUUUCGCUUGUCCCACGCCGGACCGACAGGGACGGUAUCGAUGUAUAGACGACCACGUGCUGUGCGACGGGUUUAUCGACUGUCCCGAGGGUGAGGACGAGGACAGGCAAGCGUGUAUGUUCUACAAGACGACAAAAGCUCAUCUCGAUGUCUUAGCGGACGCCUUGUUGAGAUGGGCUCGCGGCCGUUAAGUUGUACAGUUCAGUCAAAUGCCGGCGCAAACGGUGAUGUAGUUCUAAAUCUAGGGCAAAAGCAAAGACAACAACAAGUGCAAAAACAACAACACAGCGACAGGAAGAAAAUCGAAAUCCAUCGGAUCCAAGUGAAAAAUUGUUACACUUUCACCACACGAACAAACAAACACCCAACAUUCCACCAGAAAUGAAACGAAAAAACCCGAAUCGGUCGAGAAACAAAACUAGCGAAAUAUGACAAGUAAGUAAGCAAAAAGAGAGAGAAAGAGAGAGAGAGAGAGAAUGAGAACGCGAAAAAGAGGGAUAGAUGAGAAUUGAAAAUAAAAUAAUAAGAGUAACAACAGCAGAGAAAACGAAUAAAUGCAAUUCACUAUUGAAAGUCCUCAGAACACAAACAAUGUUGGCGAGAAAUGGAAGAAGAAAGUAAGAUGUAAAAAUAGGCACGAGAAACUCUGUACAUAUAAACUGAUGGAGAUGGAACCAUUCCGAAGGGAAAGGCAAAGUGGCUCUCAGCCGAUGAAGCGACAUCAGCAGCGUCGCUCUGAAGAAUCGAAUGGGUCAAAACUAACAAAAGAAAAAACCAUAGAGAAGUCUAGCUAUGUCUCUGUACACAUCCAUGUUUGCGUUACCAAAUGCAUGCAUCCGUGUGUACAGGCAUGCAAAGAUAUAUAUACAAACUUAUAUAUUUACCUACUAAGCACUAGGUGUAAACAAAGAAAGGAAGCGGAAGCGCACGUGGCACAUUGGAAAACCGACGGAACCGAGCGAAUCUAAUUCGAAAUGGACUGUUGAUCUGCCUGAGAAUGAAUCAGCUGACACCCAUGCCCAUUGCCACGAUUCAGGGGGAAAAGCAGGCAUGUAGUCAAUAGGAAAGAAAGAUACUUACUAGGACGAAACAAAAAGUACAGCGAUGAGGCGAGAAAAGUGUUAGCUGUUGAAGAGUAUACAAGGGAUCUUGGACGAGGAGACUGGGAGACGGGGAAAAAUGUCCAAAUGCAUAAGAAAAAGGUACUCUACAGCACAUCGUUAAUCUCUAAGAUGAAAGCAUUGCAUUCCUCACGAAAUAACAUGCACCAUGAACACAAGACACACGAACGAACAAGACGCUACACGAACCAACCAACCAACCCAUCUGUAAGUAACCAUGUGUAUGAAAUCAAUGUGAAUUGUUUAUCACUCAUUGUAACCAGCAUGUUUUGAUGCGUUGGCGAUUCAGUCCUUAUUUUGUCUCAGAAAACAAGUACUACACCAUUUUAUUUCAUACCAAAAUUGUUUAUCACAUUCCCGAGCAAUAUGUAAAUGUGGAGCUAAUAGAAAUUAGCAAACAAAUCUUACCAACAACUGAUCUAGCGACGCAGAAUGAAAUUCUGUAAACAGCCGUGAGGCUGGCGGGAAGGCAUGAAUGCCAUCGCGCAGAGACAUUCCAACACACAUCCCGCACACUAACAUCUUCUACACUAACAAAUCAACUCAACACCUAGACACGAGCAUUGAGGAGGAAAACUAUUCUCAUGGAAAUGGCAGCUAUAUUGUAUAGAUAAGUCACAGUAUAAGAAAAAAAAACAAAACAAACCAAAGUCUUUAACGAAAUCUCAAAAGAUUGAUGCAAAACAAAACAUCAACAAAACUGAAAUGCCCA